CCCGACAGCAGACUCAGCCAUGUACGCCUUCGCCAAGCUGCUCUCUGCCCUCUCGCUUCUCGCCGUCGCUCACUUCGCCCCCGAGGCGACGGCUCAAAGUCCCCCUGCCAACCGUCCCACUGGCGGAUCCAUCUGCUCUACCACGCCGUUCUUGGUCGAGAGCGUGAUACCCGCCAAUAUCAACGACAACGGCGGCGAGCUUUUCCCGCCCCAGCCAUUGACGACGUACCCGACCUACACUGCGCUGUCCGUCGGCACUCAGAACUACACCUGCGGAGAUGACGGCACCUGGGCCGGCAGCGGUGCAAUCACCUACCUGUACGACAUCUCCUGCCUCCCGCUGGAUCACCACCAGCCGUUCACGUCGUUCAUCGCCGCACUCUGGGACGCUGCCCCGCCCACCGUGACUGCUGCAGACAUCGUCGCUCUCACUGAGAAAGUCAACCCGGGUGUCGGGUACGGCAUCCAUUACUGGAUCUCAGACCCAGUCAACGCGACAAGCGGCAAUAUCUAUGCCAAGUGGGACUUCAGCCAGUCCGAGCGGAUGGAGAACGACACCAACAAGGCGAAUGCGUACUUGGUCGCCGGCGAGUCGGCCAAUGUCCCUGCUCCGAAUGACCCUUCGGUCAACUCGAACUGGCUUGUGGAGCCUGUACUUGUGAUCAACGGGACGAAGGUCGGACAGCUGGCGGACGAGGUGUGGAGGAUCAAUUCGAACGGUGGUCAGGCCCCGAACACCACGUGCACUCCAGGAACCGACCUUCAGGUCAAGUCCACGCUGGACUUCUUGUUCUACGGUGGUGCUUGGGCGGAUACCAUCUUCUAA
Messenger RNA from Phanerochaete carnosa HHB-10118-sp, 826 nucleotides. RefSeq lists its product as uncharacterized. The transcript is spliced from 4 exons. The coding region runs from base 20 to 826 and encodes 268 amino acids. The record is from RefSeq and is a predicted model, not a curated record. NCBI's taxonomy places the organism in Eukaryota, Fungi, Basidiomycota, Agaricomycetes, Polyporales, Phanerochaetaceae.